AUGCUUCACUUCCUGGGUCACUACUUGUGGACUGAAUCUGAAACCUUUGUGUUUGCAGAUGUUGAGACCAGUGGAAAGAUCCAGGAGAUGGGUGUUCUUGCCAUGAUACCCGCUCUUCUGUCUGCGCAGAACUCGUGUACACCAAAAGUAGCCAACAUCAUUGCAGAGGUGGCCAAAAAUGAAUUCAUGAGGAGCCCGUGUGUGGAAGCAGGACUCAUUCCUCCUCUGGUUCAGCUGCUAAACUGUAAGGACCAGGAAAUACUGCUCCAGACGGGACGAGCCCUCGGCAACAUCUGCUACGACAGCCAUGAGGGCAGAAGUGCAGUUGACGCAGCGGGCGGUGCUCAGAUAGUUGCCGAGCACAUUAAGUCUCUGGCCGAAAGCACUGACCCGGCCACCGGGAAGCUCUUGACUGUCUUUUGUGGCAUGCUGAUGAACUAUAGCAAUGAUAAUGACUCGCUGCAGGCUCAGCUGAUCAGCAUGGGUGUGAUCCCCACGCUGGUCAGACUGCUGGGAGUUCAUUCUCAAAACACCGCACUCACCGAGAUGUGCCUCAUUGCCUUUGGCAACCUGGCAGAGCUUGAGUCCAGUAAGGAGCAGUUUGCCUCUACAAAUAUUGCAGAGGAGCUGGUUCGACUCUUCCGUAAGCAGGUGGAGCAUGAGAAGAAGGAGAUGAUCUUCGAGGUGUUGGCACCACUCGCUGAGAAUGAUGUGAUCAAGCUUCAGCUGGUGGAUGCUGGUCUGGUGGAGUGUCUGCUGGAGGUCGUGGCUCAGACGGUGGACAGCGACAGGGAGGAGGACGUGGCUCAGCUCAAGACGGCCUCAGACCUCAUGGUCCUUCUGCUGUUGGGAGAUGAGUCGAUGCAGAAGCUGUUUGAGGGGGGCAAAGGCAGCGUGUUUCAGAGGGUCCUUUCAUGGGUGCCCUCCAACAACCACCAGCUCCAGCUAGCAGGAGCGCUCGCAAUCGCUAACUUUGCCCGCAAUGAUGGGAACUGCAUCCACAUGGUAGACACUGGUAUCGUACAGAAGCUUCUCGAGCUGUUAGACAGACAUGUUGAAGAGGGGAACGUGACGGUGCAGCAUGCCGCCCUCAGCGCUCUGAGGAACCUCGCCAUCCCGGUGGUCAACAAAUCUAAGAUGCUCUUGGCUGGUGUGUCGGAUGUAGUGCUGAAGUUCCUCAAAUCUGAGAUGCCUCCAGUCCAGUUCAAGCUUCUGGGAACGUUACGGAUGCUCAUCGACACACAGGGUUCAGGCCUGUUCCAGCUGCUGCCACACAGCAGUCAGUCUCUGAUAUUAAGUGAGCGGAGGAUCGAUGGCACUCUGUCAUUUAGUAACUAUGGAUCUGCAGACAAGGGCUCCGCCACGGACGAAUUUGCAUUGUCUUUCAUUGGCAGUGGCCCAGCCGUGUUAGCUUUCAGUGACAGCUUGGGUUUAAAACGAAUAUUCCAGGAUUGCACAGAGAAGGACUUUGUCGGCGCUAAUCUGGUGCAGGUUCUACACAAACUGCUGACAGAUGAACACAGUGCACCGGAGAUCAAAUACAACUCCAUGAUUCUCAUCUGCUCCAUCAUGGGAUCAGAGCCGCUGCAUAAAGAAGUGCAGAGCUUGGCCUUCAUCGACGUGGUGUCCAAUCUGCGCUCACAUGAGAACAAGACGGUGGCGCACCAGGCCUCUCUCACAGAGCAAAGGUUAACGGCACAGAGCUAAAGGACUCUUCCACAACAUCUCCUCCCUGCCUGCUUCCCCUCACACACACAUAUCUCUCGUUGUCAUGUGCCAAGCUGUUGUCCCCUCCGCAUUCCCCGCUAAAGACUCUCAAAGCCCUCUGUUUGCUCCGCGCAUGCAGAGACGUGUUACCCAAAGGAGGCCAUACUUUGUAGACAGCCUUCUGCAAUAGAUUCAUACCCGAACAGCAAAAUAUUUUUAAAAGACCAUAGCUGUGAUAAAAAAUAAACCCCAUGAAAUUCACCUAUAAAAGUUGAGAUAAAAAUAGUACAUGUUGGCAGUGGAAAUAGCGCAGUUGUGCUUUCAUGACUUGUAAACUCACACAUACCAACCAACUUGUGCAUGUUUUUUUUUAAAUCGUCCGGUUUGUUGAUGUAUCUGUGUUCAGCUAUUCAAGCCAUGCCCAUAUGAUAUGCCCCGCCCCCUCUCCUUCCGCUUACUAAUUUACAUAGAAGAGUAGAGAUCAAAUGUGUUUGUACUGUAUAGGGCACCUCUGGACCAGCAUGGACCUUUUCAUAUUUUGCCUCCUGGUCCUUGUGCCGCCCAUGAUCCAUAUCUACUGGAAAGAGCUAAUUCCAUAUCAUUAGUCUGUUGCAUUUACAAAACUCAAUGAUUAUUGUCAUAUGGAUGUGUGAAGAAGUAAUAUAUUUUGAUACCGAGGACUACAGUCGUUGUAUGCGACGCUCUUGGAAACACGAUUUUUAUCAUUUCAGGACCUCAUCAAAAGAAGUGACGUCAUUAUAGUGUAGCAUCAAUAACUUAAAAAGGAUAGUUCACCAAAAAAAAAAAAAUAAUU
This is a messenger RNA of Sinocyclocheilus rhinocerous, 2521 nucleotides long. RefSeq names its product RAP1, GTP-GDP dissociation stimulator 1 (gene rap1gds1). Gene Ontology annotation, molecular function: protein binding; guanyl-nucleotide exchange factor activity. Gene Ontology annotation, biological process: positive regulation of GTPase activity. The record is from RefSeq and is a predicted model, not a curated record. Lineage: Eukaryota; Metazoa; Chordata; Actinopteri; Cypriniformes; Cyprinidae. Bases 1 to 1707 code for a protein of 568 amino acids. The transcript is spliced from 13 exons.